AGUGAAAGUGUUCCGUCUCAGUCGGUGUGUCUCAGUGAGUGUCGGCAGCUGAUCUGCUCUUACCGGAUUGUUUUCUGAUAAUCGAUCAGAUCUGUUGGAUAUUCGGUGAUAAUCAUGAAGUUUCUGCUUCUUCUGUGGUUUCUGUCCGUCUGUCUCCGGAUCACGGCUCCAGAAGAGCCGGAGGUGAUUGGAUCCCAUGUCCCAGUUACAGCCCUCGUCGGUCAGGAUGUCAUCCUGCAGUGUCAACUGGAGCCACCCUUUGACGUCCACAAUCUAACAGUGGAGUGGAGAUUUCAUAAAACGAUCGCGCACAUGUACCGGAGCAGGGGCGACGAUUUCGACUCUCAACAUGAGCGCUUCAGAAACAGAACAGUUCUCUUCCACGACAACAUGGUCACUGGCGAUAUUUCUCUGAAACUGAUCAAUGUGACCGAAGAGGACAAAGGAAACUACACCUGCCAUGUCCCCAACCUGCAAAGUCAGGUCAGGAAAGCAUACAUUACCCUCAACGUUGUGUCUAAGGAGGAAAACGAGAGAAGAAAAGAUCCAGACAAAAGUGGUGCAAUUGCUGGCAUCAUCGUUGCUGUCGGUGUUGUCGGUCUUGUCAUUGCUGCCAUUGUUGUCAAACGUAAACGUGGUCGACGACGACAGCAGCAACAGAACAACGUGGACCCUCCUGCUGAAAUGAUGAACAUGCUGCAACCAGCAUCUACUCCAUGAAUGUAUCUCCUGGUUUGGUGAUGGAGCCACCACAUGCAAAAAAAAAAUCCAGUACUGCUUUUUUAAAAAUCAGGUGUAUCAACAAUCUGCUCAGAAAACACUCCUAUUAGGUAAACAAGCUCAAAAAUAUAGAAAUCAUUCCAAAGCACUGUCAACAGAAGGCGACAGCGUACGACUUUAUUUAUUUCUCAUGGAAGAACAAACUAUGAACCUAAACAAGUGUGAAGAGUUUAAACAGGGUACGGGUUAAAUAGGGAACAUCGUCUGCUGCUAAAGUCAGAGAAAGUGUGUGAAUGGGUAAUAGAUGUUCUUCUUCAUGUCCAGUUGUGUGUAAGUUGUUUAGGGAAGAGUCACUUUUAUUAUCACCGUGUAGCACAAGAUUGUCUGAUGAAAUGACGCCAAUCAGGGGAUAUUCUUUCAGGUGGUGAGGGGAAAGUGAAGACCAAAUAUAAAAACAAGACUCUACCAGAUAAGUGCUCUUAGUGCAAGUUUUAUAAGACCAGCACUCAGACUGUAAGGCUGCAGUGUUCUCAUCGGUUCCUGUUUUUGUGUUACUCACAUCAUUUAGAGCCAUAAAAAAAAAGAACCUCGUGCAACCUGAAGUUACCUCGACAGCCUCAAAUCCUGCUGAGAGUAAACCAGC
This is a messenger RNA of Stegastes partitus (bicolor damselfish), 1363 nucleotides long. RefSeq names its product butyrophilin-like protein 9. The record is from RefSeq and is a predicted model, not a curated record. Gene Ontology annotation, cellular component: external side of plasma membrane. Bases 115 to 720 code for a protein of 201 amino acids. Gene Ontology annotation, biological process: regulation of cytokine production; T cell receptor signaling pathway. Lineage: Eukaryota; Metazoa; Chordata; Actinopteri; Pomacentridae. Gene Ontology annotation, molecular function: signaling receptor binding. The transcript has 5 exons.